AUGUUCCCUCCUGCAGACCGGAUUCACUCGUGGGCGAAAGCUCACGCAUCUUCUAGCGGCCUGCCAGAUCAGACUCCCUCCCAACAGGCCGCCGACCCUGUUAAUGCCGAAAAACCUCCUCAACAUGGACAAGUGAAUGUGCCAGUGGAGGACCCUACUCCGGGGUCCGCCACGGAAACCAACUCAAAGCCGGGUCUUCUGAUCCGUAUGCGAAAUGGCUCCGGCCGUUUCUACCACCAUACCGCGGACGCUAUCUGCCACAGCUGGAUUAAUGUCUUGCUGAUAUUCGUACCGGUCGGUAUUGCCUGUGAGGCCGCGGGUCUCGACCCAGCCAUCAUCUUCGCGAUGAAUGCAGUGGCCAUCAUUCCCCUGGCUGGACUGCUCAGUCAUGCCACAGAGAGUGUCGCCAGUCGUCUGGGUGACACCAUCGGAGCUUUGAUCAACGUCACCUUUGGAAAUGCAGUCGAAUUGAUCAUCUUCAUCAUCGCUCUGGUCAAGAAUGAGAUCCGCAUCGUUCAAGCGUCUCUUCUCGGCUCCAUUUUGGCCAAUCUGUUGUUGAUCAUGGGCAUGGCUUUCCUCGCUGGUGGCCUUCGCUUCCGAGAACAGAUUUACAACAGUACCGUCACUCAGAUGAGUGCUUGUUUGCUCAGUUUGAGUGUGGUCAGUCUCCUGUUGCCCACUGCUUUCCACGCCUCGUGGUCGGAUAGCGACAAUGCCGAUCGCGAGACGCUCAAAGUCAGCCGGGGCACCAGUGUCGUUCUUCUGUUGGUAUAUAUUCUCUACAUCAUCUUCCAGCUGAGAACACACUCGUAUCUCUACGCCAGUAUCCCCCAGGCCAUCAUUGACGAGGAAUCCAAACCCGGUGUUCUGGCAGAAUUCUUGAACAGCUCUUCGGACUCCUCAUCUAGCUCCAGUGAUGAGUCGGAUGACACUACGACUUCCUGGACCACUGCCAAACGGAUCAAAAGAGCAAUGAAGUAUCGCAGACACCGAAAGUCAAGUACAAGCUCUAAAGGGACAAUAUCUCGUAACUCCUUCCAAAAAAGGGCUAUGGCAUCGACUUCUAAUGAAAACCAUGGCUCUAUCUCCAAUUCCAUUGGCAGCAAUGAACACGCCAUUGAGCAUAGUGAUGCCGACGACGAUGUUCAGUCCUCUUCCGCAGUCCGUUCACGCGACUUUGGUUUGGCUUUGAGCCAAAUGGACAGCAAAGCGAGUAAGAAGUCGAAGAAACGGGAUCACAAAGGCCGCAAGGCCCGGAAAGCAGAGAAGAAGGCUCGGAUCGUGGCACCCGAGGAUAGUGGUCCCUCGUUGGAUCAAGGCCCGGCCCUCAAUGGGUUCCCAUCCUCUCCUAACGUCGCUGGCCCUGGAUGCGUAGGGGAUGAUCCCCGGAAACGCCGUUCUCCUUUCGGCCCUAUUCCGUCUCUGCUGUCCAACACUGUUUUCAGCUCCCAGUCACCAGUGGUUUCACCCCGUAUUGGGACCACUGCCUCGCGCCCAGGAAUUUCUCGCAGCAACUCACUCCCCGCACAUAUCAGUCGUCCUCCGCCGGCCGGAAACGCAGUGCAGUUCGCCCGUGGUGCUUCUCGUCUAACCGAGCCGAAUGAUGUCGUGGGUCCGGAGAUAGCUUCUCAAGCCCCGGAACCCAUAAUGUCACGUACCGCUGCUGUUGUCAUGCUUCUGCUGUCCACUGCUUUGGUGGCUGUUUGUGCUGAAUUCUUGGUUGACGCUAUUCCCGAAAUGAUCGCCAGCUCAAACGUCAGCGAAGCUUUCAUUGGUCUCAUUAUCCUGCCCAUCGUCGGCAAUGCAGCUGAGCAUGUUACUGCCGUCAGUGUUGCCACUAAGAACAAGAUGGACCUGUCGAUUGGUGUGUCUGUUGGUAGUAGUAUUCAAAUUGCUAUUUUCGUCACACCACUAGUCGUCAUCCUGGGCUGGUGUAUGGACAAGGACAUGUCUCUGUACUUUACACUCUUCGAGACUAUCUGUCUCUUUGUGACCACCUUCGUUGUCAACUUCCUCGUCUUGGACGGCCGAAGCAACUAUCUAGAGGGUGUCCUCUUAAUUGCGGCCUAUAUCAUUAUCGCCCUAUCUGCGUUCUUCUACCCGCCCAGUACGGAAUCAAGUGUUAUCGCAGGCUCAGGGGCAUAG
Molecule: messenger RNA, 2145 nt
Organism: Penicillium samsonianum
Lineage: Eukaryota; Fungi; Ascomycota; Eurotiomycetes; Eurotiales; Aspergillaceae
Exons: 3
Coding region: 1-2145 (714 amino acids)
Biological process (GO): calcium ion transmembrane transport; intracellular calcium ion homeostasis
Cellular component (GO): fungal-type vacuole membrane
Molecular function (GO): calcium:proton antiporter activity
Source: RefSeq, a predicted model, not a curated record